AACAAUUAGUUGCAAUCCGACUGUUGACUCCUCAUCAAAGACGAAAAAAAGAGUUCUAUAUUCAACAUGAAAUUCGCUGUGUGUUUGAUUUUUGCCUUUUUGGCUGUUUACUCAGUUAGUACGUCGACUGUAACCACUAACGUUUGGGGCACAGUCACCAACCGUACAUUGGGUUCUAAGAGUAUUGUGGUCACUUCUUCCAUGUUGCAAGUCAAAGAGACUACUUUCACUUACCCACAGGGUCAAUCGAAUUACACCAUCCACGGAAUUAAGCAAAUGGACUACAAGUCAUAUCCAUCCACUACCACGUUCUUGAAAGGAGGAAUUGGACAACGUAAUGUUACGAUUAAACUUACGUCACAACGCGGCCAUGGACUCAAUUCUACAUUCAUUUUCUACACUUUGUAAAUUUCUUUAUGUUCAAACAAACUGUCAAAUUAAUAGUUUAAAUGUAUCAACACCCAUCAUUUGCUACUUUGGAUCGAAAGAUUUUUCAUGA
Molecule: messenger RNA, 499 nt
Organism: Contarinia nasturtii (swede midge)
Lineage: Eukaryota; Metazoa; Arthropoda; Insecta; Diptera; Cecidomyiidae
Exons: 2
Coding region: 67-408 (113 amino acids)
Source: RefSeq, a predicted model, not a curated record